AAACACCAUGCAGCAACUGUAACUCUGUGAUGCGGUCUCCCCUGAAAGAAAAGAUCUACAACGCCAUCAGCCGGGCUAUCCAGGACAGCAAACCAUUCAGUGACAGCAGCAACAAGGCAGACGGAGCCCUCAUUGUUGGCGGCCGCAGGAGAAACAGGAAAAAGAGAAACAAGAAAAAUGGCCAGAAAAAGAAGAAAACUGGAAGUCUAGAGAGUAUCAAGUCUCGUUUGUCUCCCAAAGGUUGCAGAAAAGGAGACUCACAGGAUAGAUCGCCACUGAUUGCGGAGACGGAAGAUAACAGACCGGAGCAGAAAGACGUCGAAGAGCAAGAGCAAGAGUCUGCUGACCAGCAGCGAGGCCAGGCUGAACUUGAGGUCAGGGACACUGCUGGAGGUGAAGGUCAGGGCUGGCAAGAUGAGGAACAUGGACUCAUUGAGGCAGACAGAAUACAGCAGAACACUGCUGCUGUUGUCAGCGAGACUGAAGAUCUGGUUCAGCUGGAGCUUACAACCUCUAGUUCCUUCCUUCGACAUGACCUAGAUUCACAGUCAUCGCCAGAAACUCCCUGGCUCUACAGUGUCUCCAAGGUGAUUCAAGUGACCCACCUGGAGCCCCCAGUGCAACUUGAUGAUGUUGAUCUGAAAGGGGAGGAAGAACUGACUAUGGUCAAACACACUGCUGAUCCAAACGGUUCGCAGGUUUCUCUCCAGCCCAUGCAGGUGGAGGGCACAUGUGCAACAAAGUCUGAAGCUUCUCCUCUCAUUGACAAGGACGAGGGCAAAGAUGACAAGAAUUCGCUCAAGGGCAGAGACAGCAAAUUCAAAGAUCAGCAACCUGGUCUGCCAUGCUGCACUAUCUUGUAG
Messenger RNA from Candidula unifasciata, 863 nucleotides. Lineage: Eukaryota; Metazoa; Mollusca; Gastropoda; Stylommatophora; Geomitridae. The record is from the annotation of a GenBank genome assembly.